Penicillium lagena is the source of this 351-nucleotide messenger RNA. RefSeq names its product GFA family protein. The transcript is spliced from 2 exons. Gene Ontology annotation, molecular function: carbon-sulfur lyase activity. The coding region runs from base 1 to 351 and encodes 116 amino acids. Lineage: Eukaryota; Fungi; Ascomycota; Eurotiomycetes; Eurotiales; Aspergillaceae. The record is from RefSeq and is a predicted model, not a curated record.
AUGCCUCUCACCGGUCACUGUCUCUGUAAAGCGGUCACGUACUCCGCUGACGUCGACCAGCCUAUCAUCACCGGCUACGACCACUGUGAUGACUGCCAGCGCCAGUCCGGCUCCACCUACUCCUUGGUCGCUGUCGUGCCCAAGGCGAAGCUGACCAUCAAUGGCCCCGUCAAGACAUGGUCCGGCAAGGGUAGCUCCGGCAAGGCCGUCCACCGCCUUUUCUGCUCUGAGUGCGGCUCGCCCAUUGCCCAUGAUCCCGAUGCGGCGCCGGAGAUUAUUGCUCUGAAGGCUGGCACGCUCGAUACGGAAAUCAAGAAGAACCUCAAGCCGGUAUGUAGCGGACAGAUUUGA